GUCAAGCACUGGACAGGAAGCGGUGUAAUCUUCCAAUCGGAAAGCACGAAAGGGGGAACUUUGUAAAUACAUGUCGGCUGAACUGAGGUUUUGGGUUGAGUUUGCAGAAAGAGAACUACACCGCCGUUAACUUAAAUAAAUACAAUCUUUAUAACAGCGAUUGUAAGAGAGACGGCCAAGUAGAAUGUAGACGCGAGAGGGAGAGGGAGAGGGAGAGGGAGAGGGAGAUGGCGGAAGGCGGCUGUGCCUCUGGGGCCGAUUUUAGCGACUCCAGCGUUGGAGAAACCCAAUCACUGUCUUCUCAUGGGAUGGGCGGCGGUGCCAGUGCAGGUCACAACCUGAAGGAGUGGCUACGGGAGCAGUUUUGUGACAAGCCCCUGGACCAGUGUGAGGACAUGCGCCUACACGACGCGGCCUAUGUGGGAGACCUGGACACCAUCAAAAACCUCUUGCGAGAGGACAGCUUCAAACGGCGGAUUAAUGAGAAGUCAGUGUGGUGCUGUGGCUGGCUGCCCUGCACCCCCCUGCGCAUUGCCGCCACGGCUGGCCACGGGAAUUGCGUCAGCUUCCUGAUUGGAGAGGGUGCCGAGUUGGACCUGGUGGACGUCAAGGGGCAGACCGCACUCUACGUGGCCGUAGUCAACGGACACCUGAGCUGUGUGCGAAUCCUGCUGGAGGCAGGGGCCGACCCCAAUGGUAGCAGACACCACCGCAGCACGCCCGUGUACCACGCAGCGCGAGAAGGGAGGGUGGACAUCCUCCAGGAGCUUAUCAGGUUUGGUGCUAAUGUGGAUGUUGACCAGCAGCUGGCUGUGCGCCCCCUGCUGCCUAACGCGCGGCGCUUCACCUCCCUGGUGGUCUGCCCACUCUACAUCAGUGCUGCCUACCACCACCUCCACAGCUUCCAGCUGCUCAUGCAGGCCGGGGCCAACCCCGACUACAACUACUGGGGCCCGGUGAGCAGGGAGGCGUUCAGCAGGGGCUCCCCCACCUGUAUGCUGGACGCGGUGCUGCGACACGGCUGUGAGCCUGCCUUUGUCAUGCUGCUCAUUGACUAUGGAGCCAACCUGAACCUGGUCGAGUGGGAGGCCCUGGACCCAGAGACCAUGGGAAGAGUCAAAGUGAACCAGGAUGCACUGCAGCUCUUCAGAGAGGCAAGAAGUUCUCCUCGGACGUUGACAUCACUGUGCCGUAUCGCCAUCCGAAGAGUGCUUGGAAAACAGCGGCUGAAAGACAUUCAGAGUCUACAAAUGCCUCACAGCAUCAAGCUCUUCUUGCUCCAUAAAAACCUUUAAAAAGUAACUUGCAUGAAGUUUGUGGGAGUUGCACAGAGCCUGUUUCGAUUGUUGCUGAUAAACCAGAUACAUUUCUGGGGUAAUCUCAGUGUUUAAUUUACAGUAGCAGCCUGGAUAUCUGUUAUCAUGUGGAAUUCACUGUGUCACUAUAUGGAGUUCUGCUGAAAUUGCAGGUUCUCUGUAGGGGUGUGUUGUGCGGUAGCGUCACAGCCCAGAUGGUCUUGGCAGGGAGAAAGACUCAGACACAGAAAGCUGCAAGAUAAUUUGCGCUAAUGAGCUCUUUAUUUACAAAUAAAAAAAAAUAACAUUGACAAACCCACUAAACAAAAUAAACGACACAAGGGCCAAAACAAAAGGUUCUACAAAAACUCAUAAAAAUAAACACGGACAGCACAGCAUGGAACACAAAACACAGAUCUCCACCUCCAUCACCAACAUCAACUCUAGUCAUUCUCUCUAACACCCGUGACACCUAUUUUAUACACCUGUGGCUGGAGCCAAAUUAAUAAUUUAUUCAAUUGUCAGCUCAAGCCACAUUCCCAUGUGAUUUUGCAGGGAGGAAUUUAACCCCACAGCCUGCCAUCCAAUAUUCCCCCGCAUACACACACACACCUGUGCUCCGGCAGGGCUUUCACACUGCCACAGGGUGUAACGAUACACUAAUGUCACGAUACGGCAUGUAUCACGAUAUACGGGUUGCGAUACAAUAUGCAUUACAAUACAUGUGAUGGUCCUGAUGGGCUACCCGUGCACUGUACCAUGGCUAUUUAAUCCCUGUACGCAGUGUCGGGUUUACAGUUUGAAUGGUCAAUGAGAGAGAGAGUUAUUGAGUAACUGAACUCUACAGAGCGCGGUGCAGUUCAGUGCAUAUGUUUGAUGCUGUGCGCCUGCUGAAGCAUGCUUGGGACUCUGUCAGUCAGCAAACAAUCCACCGUUGCAUCAAGAAAGCUGGGUUUUCUGUAGUUGAGAAGGAGAGUGCUGAUGGAAAUACGACACAAACUGACACUUUGACAACACCAGAUGGGAUGUCAGAGGAAGAAUUCUCUCAGCUGUGUCACCUUGGUGAUCACGAUGCUCUGCUUGAAAUGGACUGCAUACACGCUUGUUUGUUUUGUUUACUGUACUGGUGAUCGGAGGACAUUUUGAAUGUCAGGUUAACGUGUGGGAUGUACUCCGUGCUUAUACUGGCCAUCACUUAGUGUGGGUGUAUCGCGUUAACACAAACGCGUCCGAUCUAAGCGGUGACAACUGUACCAUGUAAAGAAAGAAUCCCUUUUCAUCGAUAAACAAUGACUUGUUACACCCCAAGUUCUCUGUGGGAAGAACAGGACUAAUCACAGGAUCUCCUUAUGUGCAUCCAUGAGCAAGGCAAGGAUGUUGCAUUACUAGGGGUGAGACAAUACACCAAGGUCACAAUACGAUACGUAUCACGAUACUACUGAAAAACUCAUCUCUACUUGACGGACUGGAAAAUAAUUACAAUUUCAAUUCUAUAGACACAGAUUCAGUUCAAAAUAAAUUUUAUUUAUUUCCCACAAAGUAAUAAACCACUAGUUUGAAUUUAAAGACAAAGCAGUAUGUCAACUAGAGUUCCUGGGAUAUCCAUUUUAGCCGAAUUAACCAAAUCUCCUUACCACACUUCUGAGAGAGGAAAAAAAUACUAAGCAAUGUGUUUGAUAACUAUUAAAGUACAAACUUUGUUCACGUCCUUCUUUAGAAACAUCUAAAUAUCAGUGAAGUCUAAUCAAUAACAAUUUUAAUAUUUUUAAAAAGUACAUCAGCGUUUUUGCUUGCAUCAUACUUAACUUUAACUCAUUAUGAGUAUUAUUAUUAAUAAUAAUAAUAAUAAUAAUAAUAAUAAUAAUAAUAAUAAUAAUAAUAAUAAUAAUAAUAUACCAUACCUUUUAUCACUAAGUAUUUGUAUUUUGGAAGUUAAGCUUGAGUAUAUUAUUUUAUUUUAUAUACUAUUCUACACUGUGCUGUUCUUAAAUGUGGUUAGAAAUAAUUGUAAUUCUUAGAUUAAAAUUAAUGAUAAAAUUAGUAUUAAAUAAGUAAAGGAGAGCAAUAGAUUACAACUGGUAAAAUAAAAAAGAAUAACAUAUAGCUACAGUAUAUCUAUAUGUAAAAUAAAAUGCUCUCUCACAAAAGACGACAAAGAAAUAUAUACAGUGCCUAUAGUAAGUAUUCACCCCCCUUGGGCGUUUUCACAGGCAAGAGAAUUUUUAUUGUGAAACAGCAGUUAAUGAAAUAUAAAAAAACUGAAAUGUCUUGGUUAGAUAAGUAUUCAUCCCCAUGAGUCAAUAAUUGGUAGAACCACCUUUGGCAGUAAUUACAGCUGUAAGUCUUUUGGGGCAAGUCUCUACCAGGUUUGCACAACUGGAUCGUGCAAUAUUCGCCCAUUCUUCUUGGCAAAAUUGUUCAAGCUCUGUCAAGUUGGAUGGGGAUCGUUGGUGGACAGCAAUCUUCAAGUCUUGCCACAGAUUCUCAAUCAGAUUCAAGUCCGGGCUUUGACUGGGCCACUCUAAGACAUUCACUUUCUUGUUUUUAAGCCACUCCAGUGUCGCUUUGGCUGUGUGCUUGGGGACAUUGUCCUGCUGAAAGGUGAAUCUCCAGUCUUGGGUCUUUUGCAGACUAAAGCAGGUUUUCAUCAAGGAUUUACCUGUAUUUAGCUUCAUCCAUUUUGCCCUCUACCCUGACAAGCUUUCCAGUCCCUGCCGAUGAAAAGCAUCCCCAUAUUAUUAUUAUUAUUAUUAUUAUUAUUAUUAUUAUUAUUAUUAUUAUUUAUUUCUUAGCAGACGCCCUUAUCCAGGGCGACUUACAAUUGUUAUAUCACAUUAUUUUUACAUACAAUUACAUUAUUUUUUACACAUUAUUUUUACAGAAAUGGCUUCCUUCUUGCCACUCUUCAAUACAGGCCAGAUUUGUGGAGUACCUGAGCUAUUGUUGACACAUGGACAGUUUUUUCCAUCUCAGCCAUGGAAUGCUGUAGGUCUUUCAGAGUUGUCAUUGGCCUCUUGCUGGCUUCUCUGACCAAUGCCCUUCUUACCCAGCUGCUCAGUUUGGGAGGACGGCCUGCUCUAAGCAGAUUCUGGGUGGUGCCGUAUACCUUCCACUUCUUAAUGAUCGACUUGACUGCUUCAAGGGAUAUUCAAUGCCUUUGAAAUCUUUUUAUACCCCUCCCCUGAUCUGUGCCUUUCCACAACUUUAUCCCGCAGUUUUUCUGAAAGCUCCUUGGUCUUCAUGGUAGUGUCUUUGCUUUGAAUGCACUACCCAACUGUGGGACCUUACAGAGACAGGUGUAUUUAAUCUGAAAUCAUGUGAACCACUUUUAUUGCACACAGAUGGACUCCAUUUAACAUAUUGUGUGCAUUCUGAAGGCAAUUGGUUGCACCUGAGCUUAUUUAGGAGUGUCAUAGCAAAGGGGGUGAAUACUUAUCUAAUGAAGUUUUUUCACACAUUGAAAGUGUUGAGUAGGUUGUGUAAAUCAAAGGAAAAAAAAAAUCCAAUUUAAAUGCAUCAAGAUUUCAGGUUGUAACACAACAAACUGAAAACGUCCAAGGGGGGUGAAUACUUACUAUAGGCACUGUAGCGUUUGAAUACAAAAACUAGUAACUUUAGUAAAAUUCCAGUCAUAGCAGCGAGUUUUUACAGACAAUACUCGCUUACUGAUUCCUCUGUGUCCACAACAAACAAGGCAGACUGUCUCCGCCUCCUCUACACUCCCAUUGGCCAGAAUCAUUGCUGUCUUAACUAACAUUAGCCAGGCAGUGUUUCUGCAGCCUGUUCUGAAACCUUUAGGACAGUGUCAGUAUUCCCUGCUUGCUAGCAAUGGAAUACAGGAAAAAAAAUAUCUUAUUAUUUGGGCCUAUUUAUUAUUAUUAUUAUUAUUAUUAUUAAUAUUAUUAUUAUUAUUAUUAUUAUUAUUAUUAUUAAGGUUUUUAUCUAAGUUUUACUUUUUUUCUCUAAAUUUCAUUUAACUUUUUAUUAUUGUUAUGUCAUUUCACAUUUUAAUUAAAUUAAAUUAAAAGAAAUAACUCACCAUUGUUUCCUCUACUCCCGCUUAAAUUCUGGAAGCGUCUGACCAAGUCAUUGCACAAUGGGCUAUGUCUAGGAUCACGCGAAGUUUACUUUCAAGAAACCAAGACCUUUUAUUUCAUAAUUGGCAGUUUAAUAAAUGUGCCAUAUUAGCUACUCAUUUCAGGCUUGUAUAACGAUACACAAAGGUGUAUCGUUUCUUGUUGUAAAUCAAUACACGGUUAAUCGUCUCAUCGCUAUGCAUUACAUGCAACAGUACAUCCAGAUUACAUAAUACAGUUAUACAGCAGUAUAGAGGUUGACCCCCAGUCACUCUCCAUUAUGCCUCGGGCCAAGCAGAAGUAGAGUUUAAUUUUAGUGACCAAGACCAGUCCUAUCAAAGCAGUUAGCAUAAGGAAGGGUAGAUCCUGAACCUACUACACUAUCCCACAAACUUGCCAGUGAGGUGGGAGAAUGGUCACAGCCCAUGGACUGAGGUUUAGAUGGGCUACCUCAGUUGCUCGCUGCUGCAUUAUGAGCUGCUAAUGUAGAAAGGUCAAUGAGUCUUUCCCCCAAAGAGGAGAAGUAGAGAAGACAGAGACUUUAAAGAGAGGGGAAGCAUAGCUGGAAGAGGCAUGGCUAGAAGUGGAGAUAGACAGGAUUGGAAACUUGGUCCUCUACGUACCUUCCUGGCACCUGGUUAUUUCAGUGAUAUACCUAAACAAGGUAGUUUUGAAAACCAGGACUGGGUGCAGUAGUGUGAGUUUCCUACUCUUCUCUUUUUGAACAGCAGCAAGCUUCUAUUUAUUGGGAACCGCAUGCCUGAAUUUUAUUAAACUUUGCUUGAACGUUGUUGUUCCACAUAUUAUUAUGUAGGUCACCGUACUGGCAUUGGCCGAUGUAUUGAACCGCUUGUAGACUAUUGAUGAAGCUGCAUGGUCAUUUGUUGUGAGAUGUCAGUCAUGGUACUGUCACCUGGAGUAUGUACUCAUGAUUGGCUGAGGACAUGUUACUUGCAUACCUUGUUGCUAAUAAUUACAUUUUCUGGUCAAAAUAAUGUGUUAACGGUAGAUGUUUUUUAUUUGCACUCUCAGCUAUCCAGUGAGGUGUACCUGGAUUCUAGUAAAAUUAGCAAAUGUGGAAUUAAAAUGCAAAAAUGUAAAACAUA
Acipenser ruthenus (sterlet) is the source of this 6477-nucleotide messenger RNA. RefSeq names its product ankyrin repeat and SOCS box protein 1. Gene Ontology annotation, biological process: protein ubiquitination; intracellular signal transduction. NCBI's taxonomy places the organism in Eukaryota, Metazoa, Chordata, Actinopteri, Acipenseriformes, Acipenseridae. Gene Ontology annotation, molecular function: protein binding. The record is from RefSeq and is a predicted model, not a curated record. The transcript has 5 exons. Gene Ontology annotation, cellular component: ubiquitin ligase complex. Bases 228 to 1295 code for a protein of 355 amino acids.